Pyricularia oryzae 70-15 is the source of this 342-nucleotide messenger RNA. RefSeq lists its product as uncharacterized. The transcript has a single exon. The record is from RefSeq and is a predicted model, not a curated record. NCBI's taxonomy places the organism in Eukaryota, Fungi, Ascomycota, Sordariomycetes, Magnaporthales, Pyriculariaceae. The coding region runs from base 1 to 342 and encodes 113 amino acids.
AUGCAAAUUCUCGAUAAUUUUAAAAGAGCGGCUAUUGCUUUGACCUUUAUACCAAAUGCCGUCGUCGCCGUUGCUGCAGAAGAACAGUCAUAUCGCUGGGACUGCACAGUGAGGCUUUUUUAUACGAAAGCAGGGUGGUCUCAAGUGCGGUCUGAUUACAUCCACGUACCUCCCCAAGGAACACUUGUGAAUUAUGACUAUGCCUCUCUUAGGUGGGGGAUCGAAGUUACACCUGGUUGCGUGGGGAGGAAACUGGGGAUCAUGGCCAAAGGGUAUUGGGUAACAGUAUCCGACUGGGAAAACAAAAACAUUCAACUUAUCAAAGAACCUGUCUGGAGUUGA